Molecule: messenger RNA, 1261 nt
Organism: Leptopilina boulardi
Lineage: Eukaryota; Metazoa; Arthropoda; Insecta; Hymenoptera; Figitidae
Gene: GABPI
Product: palmitoyltransferase ZDHHC23-B
Exons: 3
Coding region: 147-1046 (299 amino acids)
Biological process (GO): protein targeting to membrane; peptidyl-L-cysteine S-palmitoylation
Cellular component (GO): endoplasmic reticulum; Golgi apparatus
Molecular function (GO): protein-cysteine S-palmitoyltransferase activity
Source: RefSeq, a predicted model, not a curated record
CAGUUAAAUAACAAUCAUUUGUCGUUUAGUUCGUAGUUCACAGUAGUUCAUUGCCGCUUUCUUACUACUACAAAUGUUAUUAACUUAUAUGGGAAAUUAAUUUAAUUUGUUUUUCGGUACUUGAUAAUUCUUUUGUCAAUGAAAAAAUGAUCGUUUGGGAAAGAUUUCGUAAUCAUUGUGCAUGGAAUGGUGGUGCUAAACAAAUUUCCGUCGAUGCAGUAAUUCCGAUUUUUAUGAUACCAAUUUUAACGGUUAUUGCCGCACAAUCACUCUUAUGUACCGCUGCAAUAUUCCUAAUAACACCACCGCUUAUUUAUUAUCUUCAUCAUAAUUUUUUACGAUUUAUAUUGAGAACAAAAUUUUUUUUUAUGUGGACAGUGACGAGUGUGCUUAUGAUGAUGCUUGUCUUUGAGUGGAGUGUUGUGCCAUUGCUUGAAAUUUUACCAGAGGAAAAUUUAGUUUUUAUUGUUUGCGUUUUUAGUGGUUUAGCUUGUGGAUAUAAAACACGAACAUUAGCUGAUCAAUUCAUUCAGGAUGGAAAUUAUAUUCAGGGUUUGGAACUUGGUGAAGGAAGCGGUGAAUUAUGCCCCAGUUGCAGGCGACGCACGCCACCAAAAGCAUUUCAUUGCCGUGUUUGUCAAACGUGCAUUCUCGGAAGAGAAUAUCAUUGCAAAUGGUUGGAUUGCUGCAUAGGUGUCAGUAAUUUACGAUGGUAUCUGGCUUGUCUAUUUUUUUCUGCGAUUGCUUUUAUAUAUGGUUCAAAUUUGACGAUGACCACUGUUUGUCAUCCGUUUAUUUUGAUCGGAACUGUUUUACUACCAGAUGAUUGCAGUGAUGUCUAUCAAGAAAUAGACAUAGCAGUUUGUUUUAUUUCGUCGAUUUACAGUUUACUUGUCGGUCUAGUCAUUACAUGUUAUUUAUUUUAUCACCUUUGGCUCAUAUAUCUCGGAACAACGUCAAAUGAGAGGCGCAACCUAGGAAUGGAGAGUCGUUGCGACGAUGGAAUGCUAAAGAGUGUGUCCCGACUCUUUUGCUGUAAAAUAUAACUAGGUAUUUUAUUCUUUGUUUAAAAAUUCAACAUUUUUUAAAAAAAUGUAACAUCAAAUUUUUUAGUGUUUUAAUAUGCAAUUAGAUACUUAGAUGAAGAAUUCAUUUUGUUUCAUUAAUUUGAAGCUGCGUAGAAAAAAUUCGAUUUCGUCCUUUUUUUUGAGAUGAAAUCUAAUUUUAUAUAGACCAAAACUGUGUGUGAAAUAAAGAGAGA